AAUCCAACACGAAACACGAAAAAGGUAAACGACCAUGACACAGGACACAAUAAAGACGACACUACCAGUAUCAGUUAGUUCUUCUUCCUAGCUGUGGACUCUAAUAGCUGAGAUAAGAUAUUGCCACCUGGAUAGCUAUAGCUCUAUUAUCUGCGAGAAGGCACAGAGACAACGGGCCCACGAGCUUGCUGCCACCGGUCUGAGCCAUACCCACAAGAUCACAAGAUCGUACCACAAGAUGACACUGCUUUGGCGAUUGGUUGGAAUGAUCCUCGUGGUACCCCUGAUUAUGGGGCCAUGGGUAUCUCCCUCGUCCUUGUUGUUCGUCCACGGAGCCCAUUCUCGACUAUCUUACGUGGUUCGACGACGAGAAAGGGAACCACAGUUUGAUCAAAGCAUUGCCACAUUCAACAAGGAAGGUCGUCUCCUACAGGUGGAAUACGGAUCGACCGCAUCCGAAAAGGGCUCCCCAGCAGUUGUCGUGAGUGGCCGAGGUGAUGAUACCCUGAUUGUGGCCAAAUCCAAGGAACAGGUAUUCCAAUUGGAUAGAGAUGUUCUCAUGGUGGCAUCGGGUCUAUUGGGAGAUGCCCAGUGGCUGGCGGGGAUUCUACGGCAGUAUUGCCAAAAGUUCCGGUCACAGUACCAAGAGCCACCUACCCUACAAGAUGUGGCGCAGUACGCAGCGGACUUGGGCCAUUUAUUGACACGACAGGGAGGACUUCGACCUCUGGGAUGCGCUGUCAUUCUGGUGUCAACAACAGCAAAAGAGAAUCCCAUUCAGAUUGGACAAGCAGGAGCCGUGGAAACAGAUCGGUCUUUGCUGGCCAUUGGAAAAGGACGUGAAGACAUUGUCAAGGCUUUGUCCGAUACACUAGCAUCACGGAAAUGGAACAAAGGCAAACACGAAGAUGGAACGCAAAACUCUGCCGUACUCAAAGCAACCGUACAAUCCAUGAAUCUGAAAGACGAGGAGACGGUUGUCCUGUGGAAGAUCCAUCCAUCGUCCGACGGUGCCAGCAACAGCAAGAAGAGUCUGAUCACUUGUCUUGUCAAUGUAGACAAGCAAAGCUGUCAAUAACCAUGGUGAGAAAGAAAGAAAAGAUUGAAUAUGACGGCGACUCCAUUCUUGAGUUUCAUCUGAAGACCCGAGAUACAAGGUUCACAUCAGCUGGACAGUGAUUCGAUUCCGAUUGUUCGUCGUCCCGUGUGAACCAAGGCUCUUUUAUCAGGUACGAUACCCAGAAGUUGUGUGUUUCCUCCCUUUCUUGGCUAUUUUUGCGAGAAACAUUAUCGAACAAGCAUUCGGCGGGUUUAAUCUCAAUCAUGAACGAGAUUGCAGGAGACGUUCCGCUUGCAUGGUCCUUAACAGCACUUUGGGAAACUCGAUACUACAAAGCUAGUCUAGCUAGGACUGGACUCAAUGCUCGGCUAUGCAUGCGAUAAAUAGAUGUUGAAGACAACGUGUGCUGAAACUAGUGCGUGUUCCAUUAUUUUAAUACGUUGAAAGAACAUGUCGUUUAGAUCAUUUCGAGAAAAGAGC
This is a messenger RNA of Seminavis robusta, 1540 nucleotides long. The record is from the annotation of a GenBank genome assembly. Lineage: Eukaryota; Bacillariophyta; Bacillariophyceae; Naviculales; Naviculaceae.